Messenger RNA from Ceratosolen solmsi marchali, 953 nucleotides. RefSeq names its product T-lymphocyte activation antigen CD86. The coding region runs from base 61 to 924 and encodes 287 amino acids. The record is from RefSeq and is a predicted model, not a curated record. NCBI's taxonomy places the organism in Eukaryota, Metazoa, Arthropoda, Insecta, Hymenoptera, Agaonidae. Gene Ontology annotation, cellular component: neuron projection membrane. Gene Ontology annotation, biological process: synapse organization. The transcript has 6 exons.
AUUAUUACAUCGUCAAAAAGACUAUUAUGCGACACGAAAUAAUCAUCAGAUAGAAAAAAAAUGACUGCGCACGAUUCAGCGACGUGGCUGUCCAGAAUAGUCGCUUUCGUCAUUUUCAUCAAUGCGGUCUACGGCUACAGCAUGCUGCACAGCAGCGGCAGCAAAAGUUCCGACACGUAUCAGAACACGUUGGUCGAGACAUCGCGGACGGGCCCGUACUUCGACAAGUCCGCGUCGAAAAACGUGACGGCUCUGCUGGGAAAGACGACCUACCUUACCUGCCGGGUAAAAAACUUGGGCAAUAAGACGAUGUCUGCUCUGCAGGUGUCGUGGGUGCGACACAGGGACAUCCACCUGCUCACCAUCGGCAGCUACACCUACACGAACGACCAGCGCUUCCGGGCGAUACAUCAAAUUCAGUCGGACGAUUGGGUGCUGCAGAUAAAGUUCCCUCAGCAUCGGGACACCGGCAUCUACGAGUGCCAACUGUCCACGACACCGCAUAUGAGUCACUUCGUGCAUCUCAACGUAGUCGAGCCAGUGACCGACAUACUGGGUGGUCCAGAUCUCUACAUUGAUCGCGGCAGUACGAUCAACUUGACUUGCAUCGUACUACACAGUCCAGAGCCACCGCUAUUCAUAUUCUGGAAUCAUAACGACGCUAUAAUCAGCUAUGACUCAUCCAGAGGUGGCGUAUCGGUUGUAACGGAGAAGGGCUACAGCACAACGAGCUUCCUACUCGUACAACAAGCAAAGCCAACGGAUUCGGGCAAAUAUACGUGCAACCCCAGCAACGCCCAGCCCAAGUCUAUCACUGUACAUGUACUAAACGGAGAGUAUCCCGCGGCAAUGCAGCACGGCGGUCAGGCCCAUCAACCUAGACUCUACUCUCUGCUGCUCUGUCUCUGUUUGCUGCUUUAUUAAGGAGGAACGUGAUGAGCAAGGGGAAAGAU